Antrostomus carolinensis (chuck-will's-widow) is the source of this 316-nucleotide messenger RNA. RefSeq names its product dephospho-CoA kinase domain containing (gene DCAKD). Gene Ontology annotation, molecular function: dephospho-CoA kinase activity; ATP binding. Lineage: Eukaryota; Metazoa; Chordata; Aves; Caprimulgiformes; Caprimulgidae. The transcript is spliced from 2 exons. The record is from RefSeq and is a predicted model, not a curated record. The annotation marks the transcript as partial. Gene Ontology annotation, biological process: coenzyme A biosynthetic process.
AUGUUCCUGGUCGGACUCUCGGGUGGAAUUGCGUCGGGGAAGAGCACGGUGGUGGCCGUGCUCCGGGAACUGGGCUGUGCUGUGAUUGAUGCCGAUGUUAUUGCCAGAGAAGUGGUGCAGCCCCACUUCAAGGCCUAUUGGCAGAUCGUGCAUCACUUCGGCACCGGGAUCCUCCUGGAGAACGGAGAGAUAAAUCGUGAAGCUCUAGGAAACAUUAUCUUCUCCCACCCUGAGAAGCGGCAGCUGCUGAACUCCAUCACCCACCCAGAGAUCCAGAAGGAGAUGCUGAAGCAGAUCUUGAAAUAUUUUGUGCUAG